This is a messenger RNA of Quercus lobata, 2031 nucleotides long. RefSeq lists its product as uncharacterized. The transcript has a single exon. The record is from RefSeq and is a predicted model, not a curated record. NCBI's taxonomy places the organism in Eukaryota, Viridiplantae, Streptophyta, Magnoliopsida, Fagales, Fagaceae. Bases 546 to 1322 code for a protein of 258 amino acids.
CCUCUUUCUUGCAACCUCAAGCCACAUAUAUUUGAUAUUUCUCUCAUGAGUCAUGACCUUGCCUUAGAAUUUGUUGUCAAGUCUUAUUACAUUUCUUCCAAAAUCUCAUAUCUUAUAUACUUUCUUUUCCUUUUUUUUUUGUUCUUUUCAGUAACAGACAGACAACUAACUUCUACUUCAUAUUCAGAGAAGAACAUUUGAUCCCAGAUCCCAGAAUUUUCUUAGAAUCCUCCGACAUCUUUGAAAUUUGAAAAAGAUUGCCCCUUUUUAACAUUUUUUAUUCUCUCUAUCCUAUAAAUUCAAACACCCCCUUUACACUUUAUUGACUUCCUAGUCCAAGCCAUUUUUGCCAAAUUUCAAGGCUUUGAUGUUGGCCUAAAAGUUUGAAUUGUGUACCUGCUUUCUCUCUUUACCACACGUAUAUCACGUCAUUGAAUUAUUCUUCUUCAUACUAUUUACAACCUCUUUCUAUUUUGUACCACUUCUCAUGGUCUUUUCUUGAUAAAUAUUGGAAAUAAUCAAAUAAGCAUAUAUGAUAUAUUGACAUGUGUUCACAAACAAGCCUUCCUAGAAUAUCUUUCUCCCAUGAUCUUGUCCAAGCAGAUGUUGGACCACUACUCAGCAUGUCUGAUCAAACAGACUCAUCAUCAUCAUCAUCAUCGCAUUUGGGCUCAAAUUCUGAUUUUGAAUUCAACAUUAGCAGCAGCUUAUUUGAGCAUGAAUCUUGUUCAGCAGACGAGCUUUUCUCCAAUGGGGUACUUCUUCCAAUUCAUGAUAAAGAGAGAUUUCUUGCUAACAAAGAAGUCCAUAGUUGUCAACCUCGGCCUAUUGCUCCUCUUCCUCCUCUUCGUCGUGAUAACUCAUCAUCAUCGAAGAAAGAAGCCAUGGUUAUAAAUUCAGAUUUGGAGCAAAAGCAUGUAUCCACGGCGACCAAGUCUUUCUGGGGUUUCAAGAGAAGUGCUAGUCUCGAUAAUUUUGACAAUAAGAAGAGCUUUUUACGCUCGUUACCGCUUCUGUCACGAAGCAAUUCAACUAGUUCAUUGGACCCAAUUCCAAAAAGAACAACGCAGAAUAAGGAAGUUCACAAGCACAAUUCACAGAAACAAGAAUCUAUUUCAUUGCCAAGGUCAUCAUCUUUUUCAUCUUAUACUAAAUUGCAGCAGAAGCCUCAGUUGAAAAAGAGUUAUGGAGAAUCUUUAAAUGCGGUUCAGAUUAGUCCUGUUUUGAAUAUACCACCUCCUUACAUUUCUAAAAGGGCUCAAAAUCUCUUCAAUUUUGGUUCUUUUUUACGUGAUGGGAAGGAUAAAAAGAGCAAGAAAUAGUUUUCACUUUGCUUUUCCUUCAUUGAACAGAUAGUUGGAUUUUCACUUCUGUAUAGAUUUUAUGGGUUUAGGUUCAAUAAUUAGUGGAUUUUCCUUACCUGAUGAGUCCAGACAAAGAUCAUGGAAAUUUGUAAAGGACCAAGUAUUAUUGAGCCUAAGAAGAUAUCUACGAAAGAAGCUAAUUGUAUUAAGGUAUAAAAUAAACGCAUAUGAUGAGAAAGAGAUAAAGAGGGAGGGAUGGAGCCUCAUGGAAUUGAAUUUCCUGCAUUUCAAAAUGUCACAAGCUUUGGACCAGGAGACACACACAGCAUAGUGAUUCUAGAGACAAUCAAUCCUAUAUCCAAUUUCAAAACUUGUUGACUUGUGUGAUUGUGAGUAGUCAAAGUGAAAUGAUAGGUUGCACAAGGCAGAAAAUGUAAAAUACUCACGAUCACACAAGUUAAUAAGUUGUAAAAUUAAGAAUAUGAUUGAUUGUAUACACAGCAAGAGGUCCCCCUUCUUUCUAGUUGUCCCAACGUUGUUUUCCUUUCAAUUUCUCUUCAUUAUAUAGGUUGGUAGGUAGGUUACUUUUUGUUUAAUAAGCCGCUUUGUUGUCUAUGUAAAUCCUAAUGUACAUAUAAUUUUCAAUUGGUUGUUUCUUUAUGAGAGAAGCUUUUUGCUCUCAUAAGUUUUGUUCUUAUUAUAAGAUUAAAGACAAACCCCGGCUUGA